AUGCCGAAAAUCGUCGUUGUUGGCGCGGGGAUUAUCGGACUUUCGCAAGCAUGUAUUUUACAGGAAAAAUUUCCCGAUGCUGAGAUUACAAUAGUUGCUGGUGAUGUCUCACCGAAUAUUACAUCGGAUAUCGCAGCUGGCUUCUGGCAUCCAUAUCUUUUAGGAGAUGAUAUACCAAAAGAUACGCUUAAACGCUGGCUUGGCGAGACCUUCGACUACAUUUUACGCUUUGCUCGCUCUCAUCCGACUCACGGUGCGAUGAUCAUUAGUGGAUACGAAUUCAAUCGAAAAGCCUUGGAAAAGCCGGAGUUUGCUGACUUUUUCCUCCAAUUUCGAGAGCUUUCCUCGAAAGAAGUGCUAGAAGCGCGCGGGAAAGAUGCCUAUCCAGUUGAGCAAGCCUGGUUCUACACAACGGUUUUUCUCGAAACGACUCUUCAUUUGAAAUAUCUUUUUAACAAAUAUCUUUCCAACGGUGGCCUUCUCGAGCGGCGUUGGCUUAAAUCGAUCGACGAGCUAGGAGAAAAGUACGAUCUGAUCUUCAACUGUACUGGACUUGGCGCAAACAAGUUGGUCGACGAUUUUGGGGUUUUUCCGACAAGAGGUCAAAUCAUCCGCGUUCGCUGCCCAGAAGUAAAGCAUUUCUUCAUCGACGAAGAGACUUAUUGUUUGCCAAACUCCGAAACAACGGUGCUUGGUGGAACGGCGGAGAAAAAUGAUCACGAUCUCUUGAUUCGGCCAGCCACCGCGAAAUGGAUUCUCGAAGAGAAUAUCAAGAAAAUACCGGCUUUAAAAAAUGCUGAAAUCGUUUCGCAUAAAGUUGGACUCCGACCAACGAGAAGUGCUGUUAGAUUGGAGACUGAGUACCGGACUAUUGGAAAGAAACGGGUGCCAAUCAUUCACAAUUACGGUCACGGCGGAUCGGGAGUGACCCUCUUUUAUGGAUGUGCUCUAGAUGGGGCAAAACUUGCCGCAAAUGUGAUACAAAAGUCGAAAAUU
Molecule: messenger RNA, 996 nt
Organism: Mesorhabditis belari
Lineage: Eukaryota; Metazoa; Nematoda; Chromadorea; Rhabditida; Rhabditidae
Source: the annotation of a GenBank genome assembly